Panonychus citri (citrus red mite) is the source of this 1844-nucleotide messenger RNA. RefSeq names its product phospholipase A2 group XV-like. NCBI's taxonomy places the organism in Eukaryota, Metazoa, Arthropoda, Arachnida, Trombidiformes, Tetranychidae. The coding region runs from base 416 to 1687 and encodes 423 amino acids. The transcript is spliced from 5 exons. The record is from RefSeq and is a predicted model, not a curated record. Gene Ontology annotation, biological process: lipid metabolic process.
UCUCUUUACUGAAAUCUUAUCAUUUUCUCAACAAUUAAUUGUGAAUAUCUUUUUUUCUGUUGGACGAUUAAUUGAUUAAUCAUAUGAUUACAAUCAGUUGACCAAUGGAGCCAACACCCGAUAUUGUCCAGUGUUUGUCUCCAAACGUGUUUAUCAUAUGUUUACUUUUCGGCUCUUCAGUUUUUUCCAAUUCUUUUUCUUCAUCCAACUGAUUGUUCUUUUAAUCAAUCCUAAGAUUUUUCUUCAUUCUUGUGAGCUCAUGACCUUAAAUUGUUCUAGCAAAAUUUGCUUCGUUUCUGGUUGAAAACACUUACUGAAGGCGAAUUCACAUUCAGAGUCCACACCCAAUUAUUCAUAAUUAGACGAUCCCAUUUUAUUGAUUCUCUUCAAUUGAGAUCAGUCAUUUUCUAUCAACAUGAUUAAGUUAAUCAACGUAUUUUCAAUCAUUUCACUAGUGUUAAGUGAAAUUAUCUCAGGAAAAAUGAUCACCGAGCAAUCAACUAAUUACCUUCAUAAUCAGUCUAAAGGAGGAAAAUCAAUUCUUUUUCCAAUUAUUUUAGUUCCGGGUGUCGGUGGAAGUCAAAUAGAAGCGAAAUUGGAUAAGAAAGAUGUCGUUCAUCAUUUCUGCGAUUCUCACACCGACUAUUAUUUUACCCUUUGGAUCAGUUUAUCUGAGGCCUUACCUUAUGCGAUCGAUUGUUUUACCGACAACAUGAGAUUAGUUUACGAUAAUGUGACCCGAUUGACAUCAAAUUCCCCGGGAGUUGAAACUCGAAUCCCCGGUUUCGGAGAGACUCAAACAAUUGAAUAUCUCGACCCGAACCAAAUACCGUUGACUGGUUAUUUCAAUAUUAUGGUUGAUUAUCUGAUUAAUUUGGGCUAUGAGAGAGGUAGAAACAUCCGAGGUGCUCCUUAUGAUUUCAGAAAAUCUCCAAGAGAAUUAACUGAUUAUCUGGAUAAAUUGAAACUCCUUAUUGAGGAAACUUCAGAAUCCAACUAUGGAUCACCUUGUAUCCUCAUUUGCCAUUCAAUGGGCUGCCCUUUGAUGCUUUACUUUCUCCUUGGCCAAUCAGCUGAAUGGAAAUCAAUUUACAUCCGAAAUUUAAUUACCCUUGCAAGUCCUUGGGGUGGAGCAGUUAAGGCCAUGAAAGCUUUUGCGACCGGUGAAAAUCUUGGUGUUUUAUUGGUUCCAAAUUUGUCAGUUCGUCGAGAUGAACGAACCUUCCCUUCAAUGGCCUUCCUUUUACCCUCACAAGACUUUUGGCCCACCACAGAAACGAUUAUCAAAGUUGGUUCAGCCAACUAUUCAACAGCAAAUUACGAGCAAUUUUUUGAAAACAUUUCUUAUCCGGUUGGUUAUCAGAUGUGGUUAGAUGUGAAUAACAUUCUGUCCAAUUUACCGGCACCAAAUGUCCCCGUUAGCUGCAUCUAUGGAGUCGGGACCCAAACGAUGGAGUAUCUGGAAUAUGAUCCACCCGAAAAGUUUCCUAACCAUAGACCAAACAUUAUCCAUGGCGAUGGUGAUGGAACAGUUAAUUUAAGGUCACUUGAAGGUUGCCUUCGUUGGACAGAUCAACAGACACAAUCAGUUGAUUAUCUCAACGUCACUGGUGCUGAUCAUUUAUCGAUACUCGCCGAUCCAAAUGUCCUUAAUUACAUAAAGAAAAUCGCAACAGCCCAAAACUAACUCGAGGCAAUUAAGUUGACCAUCUAAAAGAUACUCAUCAAACUUAUCAAGUUUAUUCAUGUUGAUUUUUUUACCGCUAAAUUCAUUUGAUUGUUGUUCGAUUGCCAAUCAGUCAUGAUUAGAAUUAAAUUAAUUAAACCCAUAAAGAUUAAUGAGA